AAGUUCGUCACAUUCGCCUGGUACUCUACUAAGCAACAAUGUCCGGACGUGGCAAGGGUGGAAAAGGUUUGGGUAAAGGAGGCGCCAAGCGUCACAGGAAGGUCUUGCGUGACAACAUCCAAGGUAUCACCAAGCCCGCUAUCCGUCGUCUCGCCAGGCGUGGUGGGGUCAAGCGUAUUUCCGGUUUGAUCUACGAGGAAACUCGUGGCGUAUUGAAAGUUUUCUUGGAGAACGUGAUCAGAGACGCAGUCACGUACACCGAACACGCUAAAAGGAAGACCGUUACGGCUAUGGACGUCGUCUACGCUUUGAAAAGGCAAGGACGUACUCUCUACGGUUUCGGAGGUUAAAUGCGGCUUUAUUUUUCUACCGUUUCGACGGCCCUUUUCAGGGCCACCA
Messenger RNA from Cimex lectularius (bed bug), 399 nucleotides. Its product is annotated as histone H4. Gene Ontology annotation, molecular function: structural constituent of chromatin; protein heterodimerization activity; DNA binding. Lineage: Eukaryota; Metazoa; Arthropoda; Insecta; Hemiptera; Cimicidae. The coding region runs from base 39 to 350 and encodes 103 amino acids. Gene Ontology annotation, biological process: nucleosome assembly. The transcript has a single exon. Gene Ontology annotation, cellular component: nucleosome. The record is from RefSeq and is a predicted model, not a curated record.